AUGAAGGAAAUAGAAAUUAUCUCGAACGAAAUUCCUGGCUCGUCAUACUAUUUGCCACAUCAUUGUGUUUUGCGACCGAGUAGCGCGACAACCAAAUUACGGGUUGUCUUUGAUGGCUCCGCAAGAACGUCCACCGGAGUCUCGAUCAAUGACACGCUGAAGAUUGGCCCUACCGUUCAAGACGAUUUGGUAUCGAUCCUACUGAAUUUCCGAUGUUACCGAUACGUCUUCACAGCAGACAUACCAAAAAUGUUUCGGCAAGUGAUGAUUAGCGCUGAAGAUACUCCAUUUCAGCGAAUACUAUGGAGAGAUGAUUGUUCACAACGCCUCAAGGCAUUUGAACUGCUUACGGUGACUUACGGAUUGGCUUCGUCGCCGUUUCACGCAACGAUGGCACUGUCGCAAUUGGCUGACGACGAAAUCCAUACGUUUCCGUUAGCUGCACCUGUAUUGAAGAAAUCGUUUUAUAUAGACGACGCUCUCUGUGGAGCGCACACCAUCGAAGAGGCGCAGUUGUUGUGUCAGGAGCUGUUGAAGUUACUUCGCAGUGGUGGUUUCGAUGCACAUAAGUGGUGCUCCAACGAUCCAGCUAUCCUCAAGGAUAUCCCGAAGCAUCUUUGGACUGGUGCUUUCGACGUGGAAGACGCAAACGAUAAGGAUGUUAUAAAGACUCUUGGAGUGGUGUGGAAUGCUUCACAAGAUUGGUUUUCGUUCCGCAUUCUACCACCUGACGAAACAUGUCAAUCUUUGACCCGCAAAGGGGUACUCAGUGAAAUCGCCAGAUUCUUCGAUCCGCUAGGUCUGAGCGGACCGGCAGCAAAAUUAAUCUUCAGAGAGGUUGGCCUUUUGAAUCUUGGAUGGGACGAUGCUGUUCCAGAAAUCAUUGCUGAGAAGUGGCGCGCCUUCCGAUCUCAACUGCCAGCGUUGAAUAAUCUUGAAGUGCCUAGGUGGAUUCUUAGCGAUGGACCAAAUAUUGUGGAAUUUCACGGGUUCGCCGAUGCGUCAGAUCAAGCAUAUGGGGCGUGCCUCUACACGCGUCUCGUACAUCAGAAUAAUAAUGUGGUGAUGAAACUCAUGUGCAGUAAGUCAAGGAUUCUACCAAAAAAGAAGGGAAAGACAAAGUCGAUUACAACGCCGAGAGCCGAGCUCCUCGCUGCUCUGCUCUUAUCUCGAGAAGUGACUAAGGUAAUUAAAUCAGUUGACGUCAGCUUCGACCAUGUGAUACUAUGGAGCGAUUCACAAAUAGUGCUUUGUUGGAUUCGCAAACCACCGGCAGUCCUGCAGUUGUACGUUUCGAAUAGGGUGACCGAGAUACAGAAACUUACCAACAAGUUCCAUUGGCGAUAUAUUCCUACGAACGAUAACCCCGCCGACCUAAUAUCGAGAGGUGAGAUGCCUCAACAUCUGCUCCACCGACAAAUUUGGUGGAAUGGCCCAGAUGUGCUGAGUGAAGACGUUGUGCUGGUUGCACAGCCGCCUCCACUACAUGAUGAAGACCUUCCGGAAGUACGAACAUGUCUUGCGCUUAACACAUCACCAAGAAGAUUGGAUAUAUUCAACCGAAUCGGCACGUUCAGUCGGUUACUGCGAAGUAUGAGCCUGGUGGUUCGAUUUGCACACUAUGUUAUCUCCGGAAGAAAGGUGUUGAAGAAAGGUCCACCGACAGUCAAUGAAUUUGAUCAAGCAUUAAAACUGAUAGUGCACUUCGUGCAAAAGGAAGCGUUCCAGCCGGAAUUGUGCGCAUUAAAGGAGGGCGGUACACAUCGCCUACGAAAUCUGAACCCGUUUGUUGAUCCAAUCGACGGAACUCUGCGAGUUGGUGGCCGUGUGAAGAAGGCCUUUAUUCCAUACCAUAGUCGCCAUCAAAUGUUGCUACCAGCGAAACAUCCUGUGACUGAACUACUGAUCCGUCAUGAACACCAGAACAACCUCCACGCAGGGCAAAGGACUUUGCUUGCAAUUGUGCGCCAACGGUUUUGGCCAUUACAGGUGAAGAACACUAUACGAAAAGUAAUAAGACAAUGUAUCAUAUGCUUCCGAGCAAACCCGUUAAAGACAACGCAAUUGAUGGGUGAUCUUCCAUCGUAUCGAGUGCAACCAUCACCCGCUUUCUUCCACACUGGCGUGGAUUAUGCCGGUCCAUUUUCAAUUAAAUCACUAACCCAAGCACGUAAGCCGAUGAUUACUAAAGGAUACGUAUGUCUUUUUGUAUGCCUUAGUACACGUGCCAUCCAUCUCGAGCUUGUAUCGAGUCUGACCACCGAUGCCUUUAUCGCGACUUUAAGGCGCUUCACGGGACGACGAGGACCCGCCAGUAAGAUUUUCUCAGACAAUGCGACGAACUUUGUCGGUGCUGAAGCCGAGUUAGAGCGUUUGAGUAAACUGUUUGCAGCAGAACAGCACGUCAAGCAGCUGACAGAGUUUUGUGGAAGUCAAUCGAUUACCUGGAGCUUCAUUCCCCCGAGAAGUCCCCAUUUUGGUGGGAUUUGGGAGUCUGGUGUAAAAUCAGUCAAAUACCAUCUGAAAAGAGUGGUUGGCAAUCAACAACUGACUUUCGAGGAGAUGAGCACAGUGUUGGUUCAGAUCGAGUCGGUACUCAAUUCACGUCCGCUAACACCAUGCUCUGAUGAUCCCAACGAUUUAACUGCCGUAACACCUGCACAUUUUCUAGUUGGGCGCCAGAUGCAGUCCAUCCCUGAACCGUCGUACACCAAUCUCAAACUUUCAACACUGUCACGGUGGCAAUUAGUGCAGGUCAUCCUACAACACUUUUGGAAAAGAUGGCUCGCCGAGUAUUUGCCAGAGAUGCAGAAACGCCAGAAGUGGUUUAAAAUCACCAAAAUUCAACCAGGAGCUCUAGUACUAAUCAACGACCCCAAUCUUCCGCCGAUGGAAUGGCAACUCGGCAGAAUAAUUGAUACACAUCCAGGCGAGGACAACAUUAUUCGAGUCGUAACUUUACGCACCGCCAGGGGUGAAUGCAAGCGAGGUGUAACAGAGAUAUCUCUCCUACCGCUGGACCAGGAGGAUAGCUUGGAGUCUUGA
Toxorhynchites rutilus septentrionalis is the source of this 3045-nucleotide messenger RNA. RefSeq lists its product as uncharacterized. The transcript has a single exon. Gene Ontology annotation, molecular function: nucleic acid binding. Bases 1 to 3045 code for a protein of 1014 amino acids. Gene Ontology annotation, biological process: DNA integration. The record is from RefSeq and is a predicted model, not a curated record. Lineage: Eukaryota; Metazoa; Arthropoda; Insecta; Diptera; Culicidae.